Molecule: messenger RNA, 2196 nt
Organism: Wasmannia auropunctata (little fire ant)
Lineage: Eukaryota; Metazoa; Arthropoda; Insecta; Hymenoptera; Formicidae
Product: multidrug resistance-associated protein 4-like
Exons: 7
Biological process (GO): transmembrane transport
Cellular component (GO): membrane
Molecular function (GO): ATP hydrolysis activity; ABC-type transporter activity; ATP binding
Source: RefSeq, a predicted model, not a curated record
AUUGGCCAUGUUCCUUUCUAUUCACAGAUGGUGAUAAUAGGAGUGAUAAUGUGGCAAAAGAUUGGUAUUUCGGUCCUUGUCGGCAUUGGAUCGUUAUUGAUUAUCGCUCUAAUAGUACAAGGAACCUUCAGCUUGUUGAGCCGCAAAAUCAGAGCCAUGAUCGCGCCACUGACCGACCGAAGAGUACAGCUGAUGAGCGAACUUGUAGCUGGGAUACAGGUAGUGAAGAUGUACGCCUGGGAGAAACCGUUCAGCAAGAUCGUGUCGGUGACCAGAGAGCUGGAGAUCAAGACGAUUAAAUUCUCGUCAUAUGUACGCGCCGCGUAUUUAGCCAUCAUAGUCUUCACUGAACGACUGACCCUCUAUUUCACUCUGAUAAUGUUCGUUCUAACGGGAAAUGAACUGACUGCCGAUGUGACCUACGAAAUGUCGACGUACUUCAACAUGCUUCAACUCACUGCCGCAUUGUAUUUUCCGCACGCACUGAUAAUGCUGGGCGAAUCCAUGGUGUCUCUGAAUCGAUUGGAGGAACUUAUGCUGAUGGACGAAGUAAACAUGGGCCAUUCGGAGAAGACUCCGCAGUUACAGUCUAAAUUGCAGAAAUCAAACGAAGCAACUGAUGAGGAGAAGCAAACAGACAGAUACAUCUCGAAAAAUGGGAGUAUCGGGCUUUCCGAGCCUCAGGGAUUAGCUGACCUACCGGUCUGCGUAAAGCUUCAGCGUGUCUCCGCCAAUUGGACCAGCGGCCAAUUGCCACCGACUUUGUGCAACAUUAAUUUGACCAUCAAGCCAGGUCAGUUAUGCGCUAUAGUCGGCGCCGUGGGCUCCGGCAAAUCGUCCGUGCUACAUCUGCUGCUAAAGGAGCUGGAUCCCGGCGCCGGUUCCGUGAUCCUCACCCAGGGCUCCUCCAAGUAUAACUUUCAGGGCAAUUUGUCCAAUGGUUACUUUACGAGCAAUCCGAAUCUGCGCAUCUCCUAUGCCAGUCAGGAACCCUGGCUCUUCGGUGGUACUGUGAGGGACAAUAUAUUGUUUGGCCAGCCUUACGACAAGGCCAGAUACAUGCAGGUGGCAAACGUAUGUGCCUUGACGAAAGAUUUCCGGCAGUUUCCACAAGGAGACAUGACGUUGGUGGGCGAUAGGGGUGUAUCAUUGUCUGGAGGUCAAAGAGCUCGAAUCAAUCUCGCGAGAGCAGUUUAUAGACAGGCAGAUCUCUAUUUGCUGGACGAUCCCUUGAGCGCGGUUGAUACUCGCGUCGCCAGACAUCUCUACUGGAAGUGCAUUACCGAGUAUCUUCACGGCAAGACAAGGAUACUUGUCACCCAUCAGUUGCAAUUCCUCAAACGAGCGGAUCACAUCGUCAUGCUGGAUCGAGGUUUCGUAAAGAUGCAAGGAAGCUAUAACGAAUUAGUACAGUCGAAUAGAGAUUUUAUUAGGAUGAUGGACAAUUUAAAUCACGAAAAAAUUGAAGCGCAAAAAAAAGAAGAGGAAUUAAGAAGAGUCUCGCAAAUGUCUAUGAGAAGAAUAACAGUAGCGAGACGAGCCUCGGGAAUAUCGAUAGCAAGUUCUAUUCAAUCGGACAUCGAAGAAUUCGAGUACGAGGAGAACAGCCAAGAAGCCGAGAUGAUGGCACACGGUCGAAUAUCCGGCAGAGUAUACAAGAACUAUUUGCAUCACGGUGGCAACUACUUUAUCCUGUUAAUACUGUUACUGAUCUUCGUCAUCAGUCAGGUUGCCACCACCGGAAAUGAUUACUGGCUCUCAUACUGGACCAAUUUGGAAGACGUCAGGCGUAUCGAAAACACUAGUGACACCAAAAAGUUCGCGAGCAUGUACAACGACACCUUCCUUGGGUCGAUCUUUACGCUGAACCCGGACGGUCUGCUUAGCACUGUGGAUGCCAUAUAUGUAUACACGUUCUGUAUUAUCGCUUGCACCGCUACCACGUUGUUCCGUAGUUUCCUCUUCAUGAAGGUUUGCAUGAGCUCAAGCUACAAUCUCCACAACACCAUGUUCUCCAAUCUGCUGCAGGCGCGCAUGUCCUUUUUCCACACCAAUCCUUCCGGGAGAAUUUUAAACAGAUUUUCGAAGGACAUGGGCACGAUGGACGAGUUGUUGCCUAAAUCGAUGUUAGAGGCACUCCAAGUGUGUUGCGUGGUGCUGGGUAUAAUGGUCAUGGAAGCGAUAAUUAAUCAAUGG